Symbiodinium natans is the source of this 3525-nucleotide messenger RNA. The record is from the annotation of a GenBank genome assembly. Lineage: Eukaryota; Dinophyceae; Suessiales; Symbiodiniaceae.
AUGGCACAAGUGGGUGUAAGGAUGACGUCGACCAACACCCAAGUUGCGGAGGGCGCAAGUUUCGGGUAUGGCGCCUAUUCCAUCUACGUCCACCGUGCGAGCAGCAAGGAAGCAGGGGGUCGCCGUUUUGCGGAGGGCUUCGGUGGCUGGUCUCGGUCCUGGAGCAAGGCUACCACGCCCCUGAGCCGCUGGGGAGCCGUGGAGAUUCCGCAGGUGGAGAAUCGCUGGUGUGCCCUUUUCGGGGUAGAGGUGGCCCUCCUGCACGCGGCUCUCCAGGAUGCCAGAAACCAGCAGUUCGUGUUCGUGUCGCACAACACGAUACCUCUCAAGAGUUUCGAUUACGUCUACAAGCAGCUUGUUGUGAACUCGCCUGCCACAAGCAAGUUCUGCUUCGCGGAACCGGCCUUCCACAAGAUGGCGACCUCUGAAACCAUCCGGAAUGAGCUGCGCCGGCAGUGUGUCUUCCGCGACUUCUACCGGAGCCUCUCCCCCCGCACGAUGAAGCAUCACCAGUGGGUGGUCUUGAAGCGCGAGCACGCGGAGAUCGUCAUACAGCGGGCAGAGGAGGCCCUGAUUUCGUGGAAGGAGACCUGGCAGUUCGCUGCCCCGGACCUCCUGAACAUGGGCGAGGGGUGUAGCGAUGAGUCGGUGCCCGGAACGGCGCUUUUGCUCGACUUGGAGCAGACCGAGAGGAGUACGGGGAAUACCUGGCUAGACUUAACACGCAUGGGAGUGGAGCAGCAGUGCCUGACCUAUGUGCUUUGGCGGCAUUGCUUCACCGACACGAAGCUGGAUCACUCGGAGAACAUUGCGAAGGACCUGGACAUUGUGUUUAAACAUGGCAAGUUCCGCAUGCUCACCGACCGUGAGUUCAACUUCUUCAAAUCUGCCCUAAAGCGUGAGCUCAAUGGAUACCCGGCUGUCUUCGACUCACUAUCUAUCGAGUACCUCUGGAAGCUUGUGCAAGAAGGCUUCAUGUUCGCCCGCAAGUUCGUGAAGGGACUUCGGGUCACAGUGGGGAACGGCGACUUCCCCCUCGCGGCAGUCUUGCCAGCCCUGUGGGACCUCGUAGACGACUUCAAUGCCUCACAGAGGGUUUGGACACGGCUGGCGACGGAAGGUCCGCAGUUGGAGUCAGUCUUCAAGGUGAUCUGCUGGUUCUGCUCUGCCUCGGUCCGCGCAAGUCGGUACUGGCCAGAAGCGGGGUCUUUGGAGAUCGUUUUGUGCGAUGGCGGUGGCCAUGCUGCAGAGUACGGGCGUGCGGGAGGGGCAUGGUGUCAGGAGAUCUGCUGGUCGGGAGGCGUGGAAAAGGUGCAGCAGUCACCCAAGCAGCUCACAGGGGUUCAACAGAUCGCCGCCUUCCUCGACUUCAGCUGCUGGGAACCGCCGGCUGCUCUCUGGGCCUCUGGGCGGCGUGCCGCGGGCGGCUGCGCCGGCGCAGCGCCGGGCGCAGCGCUGGGCGCAGCGCCGGGCACACGCAGAGGCCCAGCCGAGGAGAAGCUGGGCGCCGCCUCCUGGGAUGGUUCCAGCACAUCCUUCGCCUGCUUCGGAGAGUCGAGGUUCCUGGUGUGGGUCUGGGUCGUAAUCGCAAAAGGCUCGCGGGAGUUCCGCAGUUCUGUUCUGCAGAAUAGGCUGGCGAGCUCCGCAACGCGUAAGCUACAGACAAGCUGGAAUCGGUUAAGAUUUGCUGUUGGUGAUGAUCUGGCCUACGGCCUGCGCCGUGGAAAUGUGUCCUUCCUUCCCUUCUAUUCUACAUUCGCAGCCAAUCUCCGCACCUCACCAGCAGGAAAGAGCGAAGAUCUCCAUCUCGUUCUGCAGCGGAGCUUGCGCCUCAUUCCCGGGUCCCUGGGGGAUGGGUCUCUCUGCCUCCGACCUCUUGGCAAGGCAAAGCUCUGGCAGGUGGCUGAAUCUUUGCUUUCACGGCUUCGGACUGUGCUGCGCUUGGGCAUGGUGGCUUACAACACCGUCGCCAGUGCGACCUCGAAGGCCGUGUGGCACCGGGCCCUGCACCACUUGGAGGCUAGCCAGUGCGGCCUCCGACCCGAUUGCGUGGCGGGCAACGUGGCCAUGAACGCGCUGGGUGGGCGGUGGCAGGCCGCCGCCCGUGCCUUCGAUAACCUCCGGAGCUGGAACCUGCUGGACCAGGUGUCUUUCAACACCCUCAUCCGUGCCUGCGAGGGUGACGCAAGCUCAGCAAGCUCGUGGAACUGGGCCGUGCAGCUUCUGGAGCAGUGCUGGGCGGUCCGAACGCGUGACGUGGUGUCUUACAGCUCAGUGCUCCAUGCCUGCAGGAAUCGGAACCGCCGGAACGACUGGCAGAGGAGCUUCCUGUUGCUGAGAGACUUGAAGACCGAUGAGGUGCAGCCCGACAUUGUGCUUUGGUCAGCUGCGGUGAACUGGAUCGCAAGCUCUGGGUCCUGGUCGACGGCCUUGCUGCUGCUCUCAAGGUUGCCGGUUCAUGAGGCCCAGCCCAACAUUCAGACAUUUGGCGCCGCCUUGGGCGCCUUUCACGUGGGUGGUGGAUGGAGUCGGGCUCUCUACCUCAUGGAGGAUGUGCAGACUGCAAGCCUCCGCGCAAACAUCUUGAGCUACAACGCCGCCAUCACAGCAUGUGAGAAGGAUGGCGCGUGGCAGGUGUCGUUGGCGCUGUAUGCUAUUCUGGCUGAGAGCGGCCUUGAGCCAGACUUAAUCACUUGCAACGCCGUUCUCAGUGCCUUAGCCCGGGGAAGCUGGCAGCUGGCACUGGCUUUCUUCUGGGAGCUCAAAGAAGAACGACAGACUUUGGACGUGGUGAGCCUUGGGGCUGCCCUCUCGGCCUUCGACCGCGUGUGCCUGUGGGAGCAGGGCCUUGCUUUGCUUGCUGAGCUUCCGGCCAUGCGGCUCCGGGCCAACGCCGUGAUCUGCAACACGGCUAUGAGCGCCUGUGCGAAAGCGGGUCGUUGGCAGGUAGCCGCCUGGCUUAUGGACUCGGGUCGGGAUGUGAUCUCCUUCAAUUGUGCCAUUGCCGCAAGCGGAAGGGCGGAGGAGUGGCGCCCGGCCUUGAGCCUGUUCUGCAAGCUCCAAACCUGCCGAGAGGCCACUCUCACCAGCUACAACUCGGCCAUCGUGUCCUGUGCUGGGAGUGGGGGUGGGAGCUGGCGCUGGGCCCUGACCCUCCUCGGCUCCGUGCCUUCGGCGCUGGGUCCGGACACCGUCUCCUUCGACGCCGCGCUCCGGGCGUGUGAGGCCGCGGGUCGAUGGCGAGAGGCUCUUCAGCUGCUCAGCGACUUCCGAGCUGCCGGCCUGCUACCCGAGGUGAUCACUUACAGCGCAGCGAUCGGCGCCUGCCAGGCUGCCCGGCAGUGGCAGGCGGCCGGCAUCCUGCUCGAAGCACUCCGAUUGCAGGAGCUCCGGCCGAGCAUCGUGACGGCCGCUACAGCCGUCCUGGCUGCCACAUGUGGCCAACAGGGAUUGGAGGUGAGGCGUUGGCUCCGUCAUCUGGAGCGUCGCGGAUUAUCCGGUCUGGCAGGUAUCCGAAGCCACUAG